AUGGACCUAACCACCCACCUGGUGGCUCAUGGUGGUCCAGCAACAAUAGUAACAUCCAACAACAACAAUAGUGGCACAACGAUGUGGGAAAGCGGUGGAAGGAGGCGAAGAGGGGCGUUGCAGAUCAACUGGCACAUGGGAGCACAGGAAAACCCCAUUCAGUCGGUCGGUCUUGGUAGCUGUCACAACGAACACAUCGUUACCAACAGUGGGGCUAUGACGACGACAACCAACGACGAAGCAGCAACGAUUGAAAUCAUUCCCAUGGUUGCGGCGGUUGGGGACCUUUGCUCCGACUUGGUCUCCAACAAAGCUCUCGGUCAGAAAGGUGGAACAAGGCUGCUGGCUUCGGUGGUCCUACUCGUCGGCGACUGA
Messenger RNA from Lactuca saligna, 375 nucleotides. The record is from the annotation of a GenBank genome assembly. NCBI's taxonomy places the organism in Eukaryota, Viridiplantae, Streptophyta, Magnoliopsida, Asterales, Asteraceae.